AUGCACGCCAAGAUCAACAUCGCUCUGUUUGCCCUUGCUGGCUCUGCUUUCGCUCGUCCUAUGACCGAGGUCAGCUCAGAUAUCACCACCACUACUACUGACGCGUCUAUUCUCAACCACCCCUCUACCACUGCCGCUACUACAUCCUCGACAACGGAGGCCUCUACCACUUCAUCAACUACAACCGCCUAUACGUCUUCGUCGAGCUCGACUGCCCCAACAAGCUCAUCGAGCACGACCUUUGACUGCUCGAACGCCCGAUGGCCUGCGUCCUCCACGACGUUCGAUUGUGCGCAUGCCUCGUACCCAGGAGAGAGCGGAUGUGGCGUUUACCACCCUCCCAAGACGACAACCACUUCUUCGACUACUACGAAGUCCGCCUCAAGCAGUUCAACAACCACUAAGGCUACUUCAAGCAGUUCCAGUUCCGCUUCCAGCACCUCUAGCAGCUCAACCACGAAGAAGCCACACCACACCACCACUAAGGCCACAACUACCCCGUAUACGACAACCACGACCGCUGCUCCCAUCACUAUUACCGAUACCAUCACUGUGACCACAACUGUGCCCUAUACGAAGCCUCACAUCAACCACGGAACUACCAUUUACGAGACUUUCUAUAGCACUAGCACGUAUGAGUACACUACCUGCUACACUAAGCCAACUCCGCCUCCGGUUCCCGUCACCACCCACUCAACCACCACUGGAUGCCCAGCUGUGGCCACAGUGACUGAGUAUGUCUACCCCAACAACGGCUAUGUGUACUAUCCUCCUGGUCAACCCUGCAACCACUGCCAGACUGUCACCUACGUUGACGUGACUGGAUAUGUUGUCACUAUCGUGGUUCCGGAUCACCCGCAGAAGCCUACAUCGACUUCUACCAUUCCGGCUCCCCCAAAGACAACCACCACCACCACUACAACUGCUGCCCCAAAGACAACUACCACGUCGUCGAGCUCCACCACGAAGCCCCACCACACUAAGAGCACAUCGACCAGCACUGCUACCUCCUCGUCGACCAAGACUAGCUCGACCACAAGCGCGUCUACCACUACCACUGCAAAGCAUACGAAGACAACCUCGACUAGCUCUUCCACCAGCACGGCCACCACGACUACAUUCGACUGCCACAACGCUAGAUACCCUGGUGAAUCCGGCUGCGGCUCUGCCCCAACCUCAACCACUCUUAGCAGCAGCACGACCACUGCUAGCGCUACCACCACACCCUUCGACUGUCACAACGCUAGGUACCCCGGUGAAUCCGGCUGCGGCUCUGCCCCUACCUCCACCACCGCUGCUACCUCUAGCACCAUCCCAGUGGUGAACAACAUUGUUGCUCCUACCACCACUGCCCUGUAA
Messenger RNA from Cyphellophora attinorum, 1359 nucleotides. RefSeq lists its product as uncharacterized. The transcript has 2 exons. Bases 1 to 1359 code for a protein of 452 amino acids. The record is from RefSeq and is a predicted model, not a curated record. NCBI's taxonomy places the organism in Eukaryota, Fungi, Ascomycota, Eurotiomycetes, Chaetothyriales, Cyphellophoraceae.